GACUACAACUCCCAAGGAGAACCGGGAUCAGAUACGGUCCAGCAUCAAGGACAGGGAAGCCAUUUAAAGAGGCCGCGCCAUUCGGCUGCUCUGUUGGUCGUGUUGUCUGGCGACAACAACAACCACAACGACGGGCACUGGGCUUCAGGCAUGAACCUCUUCUGCUUCACACUGGACGGCUCCACAGACAACAUCUAUGAGCCUCCAUACCACAACCAGUGCAUCCAGGGAGUCCUCCCCGGGUCUAGCUACAGCCCUGCCGUGCUGAGGCGGACACCAGACUGGGGCGGAUCGGACCCAUGCAUCAGCUCUAUUCAUCUCUCUCCAGCCAAACAAAAAAUACAGAACAGGAGAUCACACAAUCCACAUUCAGCCUUGGAACAUAAAGACAGUGGAGAAGGGGAUGAUAACACUGUAGAACUGGUCUCUGGAGGAGCAGACAGAGACCUGCCAACUCAGUUACAGAGUGCGGAACGUGAUCUUCGGACAGCGGAACCACACAGAAAGCAAAAAAGAUUUCACCGGUUGUUACUUGUCAAGAAGGCCAGUCAGAGAGAAGCAGGGAGAGGAAAGAACGAGUCAAAGGACUUGAAGAAAACCGCGGCGUCGUCUGCCGACAGCCCCCUCAUGUCUUGCAUGGGAUUGGUCAGACGGAGCGGGAGACACUCUACUCCAUUGCCGGGGCAACGGCCUCCAAGCCAAGGUAAACACAAAAAGGGUAGGGUUGGAGACGAGGAAGAGAGACGGGAACAAGAAGAGGAUGAAGGAGAUGGAGGAGGGAGACUGAAGAAGAGAGGUGGUCCUCCCUGUCACUACUGGAGUCCCGGGGAUCCUCCCCAGACGGGGACAGCAGCCUCCGUCCACACCACAACACAACACCGAGUUCCCCCUGAGCCCUGGGACUACGUCUUUCACGGGGCCCUAGUGUCCAGGAUUGCACAGUGGGAUCCUAGUGAGGGGGUAGCAGGCGUUCAGAAGAGCCAACGAGCAGCUAAAGGAUCUUCUCCAUCACCGGCUCGUCCGUCCCUGAGAGAUGAAGAAGACGCUGCGGAGUCCCCUAGUGGGGAGCAGAGGGCCAGGAGCCAGGACCAGGUCAGCAGGGUUCAUGUGUCACCUGGAGGACAGCAGAGGCGUUCCAGUAACCUGUCAGAAAGCCUGGACAGUCUCAACAGUGGACAAAGCUCUUCCAGCGGCGUCACCAGCGGCUCCAUCUGCUCCAGCAACAGAAACAGUCUGAGGGCCGAGGAGGACCUACUUCCCCCGGCGCGCUCCUGCGCCCGAGCCAGGGUCCACACCGACUUCGUGCCCAGUCCGUAUGACAUGGAGUCGCUGAGGCUCAAGGUGGGAGAUGUGAUCGACGUGAUCGCCAAACCCACCAUGGGCAUAUGGAGAGGAAUGUUGAACGGCAAUAUAGGAAGCUUCAAGUUUGUCUACGUGGACAUCCUGGAGGACAGGGGGUCCGAGAAGUGCCUGAGCCAUAGACCGGGCUCCAAACCCAGACCGGACAGUCUGGAGGAGCUGCUGAAGCAGCACAGCUUGGGGGAUUGCAGCAGCAUCCUUCGUCUCCAUGGUCACCAAGAGGUAGAGGACCUGGCGAGGCUGAGGGAUCGCCACCCGGCCGAGCUGAACGAGAUCUGUCCAGAUAACAGACGUCGGUUGCUCGCCGCCGCAGAGUCGCUACAAGAACCACAACGUGGUCGUGAACGGCACCAGGGUUCUGAGACCCCCAGUGAGAGGAGCAUGAUGGAUGUAGAGUCCCGGCCCCGGGACUCUGGAUGCCACAUGCCUUCAGACUGCUCUGAUAACGGCAGAGACGACUCAGAGAUAAACUUCCUCAACAUUUCUUCUCCGACACUGGAUCAGAUAUCAGCGGUGUGAAAUAAACUAUGCUUU
Molecule: messenger RNA, 1893 nt
Organism: Gadus chalcogrammus (walleye pollock)
Lineage: Eukaryota; Metazoa; Chordata; Actinopteri; Gadiformes; Gadidae
Product: SAM and SH3 domain-containing protein 1-like
Exons: 13
Coding region: 151-1878 (575 amino acids)
Molecular function (GO): protein binding
Source: RefSeq, a predicted model, not a curated record